AAUAUCGAAGUUAGCCCCAGUCUCUGCAGAAACUUGGCUGCUCUCUUGCUCUGCCUUGACUGUAUGUGUGUGUGUGUGUGUGUGUGUGUGUGAGAUCAGGAACAGCUCCAAUGCUUGAACAUUUUUGCGGUGUCUUUUCACAUUUCAGUAGUUUCCGUUAAUGCGUUCGGCUCGUUGAAAAGUGUCUGUACUUGGGAUUUGCCUUUUUUCAUUUUUCAUUAUUUCUUCUUCUUUUUUUUUGUUUUUGUUCUUUCGAUUUUACGCUUCGGUUUGCAACGCGCCGGUCCUGCAACAAAUUGCAAAGUUAAUCAGAAAAGCAAUCAAAUAAUAUCACAACUGUCAACGGGAGAAUCAACCGCGACAAAUCAACCAAAGUAAAAGACAUUCUCAGUUGAGACAGAGGUUAGCAACGUCAAAGGCGACGACAACAACAUUGACGACGACGACGACGACGACGACUCGUGAGCUUACGUCAUACAAAUUUAUAUACUAGAUGGAACAUAGUCUAUUUCUAUAUGCCGCAUGUGCUUAAAGAAAAGGUGAAUACAGUGCUGGCAAUAUAAAUAUAGACGCUUCUUUCACUAGUUAACGAGAACUAACGCCAAAAACCGAAUAAACAAAGUCAAAGAAAAUUGUGAAAAGUUCAAGAAUUUUUGUUAAGUGUUUGUUGAGUGCAAAAGAGUGAGAGAGACAGAGAGGGAAAAUGCCGCUCUAUUCGGAUUCAAGCAACUACUACUACAGCGGCGGCAGCAGCCAGCUGUACUCGCCCUACUACAGCUCGAGCUUGGUCAGCAGCAGCACCACCAGCCCCAGCUACACGUCCAGCUACAAUCGCGCCUAUCCGGGCAGCUAUAUGGUGCCGCUGCUGCCCUCGCCGCGCUCGCCCAGCUACAGCAGCAGCAGCAGCAGCGGCAUCGGCAGCAGCAGCAACAGCAGCAGCAGCAGCAGCAUCUUGGGCCUAUCCUCACGCUAUCAGCCCAAGCUGACUACGAUCACGGAGAGCUCCGGGCUGACGGGUCGCCACAGCGGACACAGCAGCCUAAUGCCACUGACGCGCAUCCAGUCGCCCAAGUACACAUCCGUCUCCAGCUACGGCAGCAGCAGCAGCAGCAGCAAUCGCUAUAUACCGCCGCGACCCAUCGCCAUCAAUACGGCGGACAUAGAUGUGAGCUCGUCGAGAUACAGGCGCUCGGCUGAGCCGGUGGACCGCAAGCGUGAGCCGGACGCAAACAAAGAACAGGCCAAGGAAGAGCCAAAGGAACAGCAACAGCAGGAGCUGCAGCAGCAACCAGAGCCACAGCAACAGCAACAGCAGCAGCAGCCCCGCCGAUCCACUAUACGCCGUAAUCGAGCUGUGGUGCGUCUCUCCACCAUACGUCGGCGCAGCAAGGAGCGUGUGGAGCAGACGACGACGACCAGCGAGAAGCAGCAACAGCAGCAGCAGGAGCAUCAGUUCCGAGAUCUGCCGCCGCCAGCGGAGCCCAGCUUGAGCUGGCGCCAGAAACUGGCCGAAGAGCUGGCCGCCUUUCCCACGAUCAGCAACAAGAAGUCGCCCGGCGAGCUGCUGCGCGAGCGUUUCUACAUACGCGACGAGAAGCAGGAGACGUUGGCGCCACGGCAUCAGCAGCGCCAGCAGCAGCAACACAGCAGCAGCAACAUGAGCAGCAGCAGGAGCAGCAACAUGUGAGUGUUGCUCAGAUCUUUACUUUCGAUGAGGCCGCCAUUCAGCAGAAUCGAGCAACAGCAACGCCCACAGUCGUUGCCACGCCCACU
Molecule: messenger RNA, 1773 nt
Organism: Drosophila arizonae
Lineage: Eukaryota; Metazoa; Arthropoda; Insecta; Diptera; Drosophilidae
Product: alpha-protein kinase 1-like
Source: RefSeq, a predicted model, not a curated record